Messenger RNA from Acanthamoeba castellanii str. Neff, 720 nucleotides. RefSeq lists its product as uncharacterized. Lineage: Eukaryota; Discosea; Longamoebia; Acanthamoebidae. The record is from RefSeq and is a predicted model, not a curated record. Bases 1 to 720 code for a protein of 239 amino acids. The transcript has a single exon.
AUGAACACGGCACCUAUGGCCCUUUGCACGCUGUACCUCUUGCUGGCGGCUGCCAUGCCCCGCGGUGCCGAGUCGGGCCUCACGACGUCCAGCAUCGCCGCAGCGCUCAGCGGCCCACUGAGCCAAGGCGUGCAAGCUCGCAGCGUCAGCGGAACCAUCGAGAACAGCUUUCUGAACUCGGGCAUCUGCGAGCCGACCAAGGCCUUUUCGCUGGACCAGGUGGCUCGCGAGUUCAAGCAGUUCUAUACCGAGCUGGGCACCUGGCAGGGCAACAUGACCUGCUUCGCCGGCACCUCCACGACCCCAGUCAUGGUCGACGCGCACAUGUGGCUCAACACCACUGCCUCGCUGGGCCGCCUCUACUCGUGCUCGUCGCUCAACGGCGGCCCAGCUGUGUGCCGCACCUUUUACCCCCGCUUUGAUGGCAGCGGCCAAUACUGCACGAUCGAGGCCACCGAUCCGGCCAACUACGGCUACCCGCUUCUGAGGGUGGGUCAGGUGCUCAAUGCGCGCGUCUCGAUCGACACCACCUGGUCUGACACCGACGACCUGGAAUCCCACGGCAUCAACUACUACGAGCCCGGCAACAACGCCAUCUCGGGCCUCUACGCCACCUACGCCCCGCUUGAUGGAGGACGCCCCGCGUCAAUGAACUGCUUCUUUCGUCUGCUGCGCACCUGCCGGGGUCCUCUGUGCUUCACCGAGACGAUGAUCCAGUGA